AUGGCACCAAAGGCUGAAAAGAAACCUGCUUCCAAAGCUCCAGCUGAGAAGAAACCAGCUGCUAAGAAGACCUCUUCUUCCUCUGAGGGUCCAAAGAAGAGAACCAAAGCUAGAAAAGAGACUUACGCCUCUUACAUCUACAAGGUUUUGAAGCAAACUCACCCAGAUACCGGUAUCUCCCAAAAGGCCAUGUCUAUCAUGAACUCUUUUGUCAACGAUAUCUUUGAGAGAAUUGCCUCUGAGGCCUCCAAGUUGGCUGCUUACAACAAGAAGUCCACCAUCUCUGCUCGUGAGAUCCAAACUGCUGUUAGAUUGAUCUUGCCAGGUGAGUUGGCUAAGCACGCCGUUUCCGAAGGUACAAGAGCUGUUACUAAGUACUCUUCUUCUACUUCCGCUUAAGUCUAGCGAAGUUGUAUUUUGAGAUUACUUUUUAUAUGUUUUAUUGGGGUUUUGUAUUUGGUUAGGUAAUUAUAUUUUGUAUAUUAGGAAAAAUCAGUUACGGUUCGUUUACGUGAUCUUGUC
Williopsis jadinii is the source of this 522-nucleotide messenger RNA. Its product is annotated as histone H2B family protein. Lineage: Eukaryota; Fungi; Ascomycota; Saccharomycetes; Phaffomycetales; Wickerhamomycetaceae. The record is from RefSeq and is a predicted model, not a curated record. Gene Ontology annotation, cellular component: nucleosome. The transcript has a single exon. Gene Ontology annotation, biological process: nucleosome assembly. Gene Ontology annotation, molecular function: structural constituent of chromatin; DNA binding; protein heterodimerization activity. The coding region runs from base 1 to 399 and encodes 132 amino acids.